CGUUGUCCAAUAUCACUACAUGUUGUUUAGCCAAGUGCAGCUGCAGUGACUUUAGAAACAGUUUUGGGCUGACAAAUGACUGGUUACCGGCCUUAUCCUGCCUUAAUUCAAUGCAGGAUAAUAGAUAAAGUCUUAUCAAAAAGUUUAUUUUAAAAACAAGAUAGUAUGGCAGAUGUAUUUGUGUUGAACUCUUGCCAAAGCCAAACGCACAGCCUUCCAAAGCUCCCCUAGCUUUAACUUUGUGGAGGAUUCCUCUGCGGUGGGUGUGAGUCGCCCACCCCACCAAACGGUGCGUGGCCAUGGGGUCCCUAUAAGUACAGUGUAAAAAACGGAACCACAGUCAGUGAGCGGUGACGACGAGCGAGGACCAGUCGCUGCACUUACGAGGCGCGAAGGACCCAAAAACGACACAGCCCGACAUGGAGAUGCCCGCCAAACUUCUCCUCCGCAUCGUGGUGAUCUCCGCGCUGGUCGCUUGCAGCCCCACGGAGGCGUGGUACAAGCAGGUGGCCGGUCCGAGCUACUACUCCGUGGGCAGGGCGUCCGGCUUGCUGUCCGGCAUCCGGAGGUCACCGUACGUCAGGAGAGCAGAGCAGGAGCCGUCCGACAGCGCGGAGUCCGCGUUCACUGCGCACAAUUCCAUCCUGAAGACGAUGCCCGUUUGUAUCAAAGACAUUACUCCAAUCUUGCAGAGCUGUGAACUCGUCCAGGAAAUCAAGGGUUCGUUCAAGUGUAAAGCGGACGUCUUCCUCUCUCUGGACUCCACAGACUGUGCAGGACUGAGCAGUGAAGCCAACAGCUGGGACGGGGGGAUGAAGCCUACUUCUUGGGACGCGUGACAUUUGAAAACUGUACAUUGAGUUAAACACAGGUGUUGCACUACAAUGGAAGAUGUACUGCAUUUCAUUUACCAUCUCACCAAUUCAUUUUAGAAUUUUGAUGAUAAAAACCUGUAUGUAAAAGUAAUGCAUUAAUGUAUAUAUUUGAUCUGAGUUUCCAUUAAUAAAUGAAUCAUGUUGCAACCCCUUGCUGAAUUUA
Messenger RNA from Scophthalmus maximus (turbot), 1038 nucleotides. RefSeq names its product neuropeptide B-like. Gene Ontology annotation, molecular function: G protein-coupled receptor binding. The record is from RefSeq and is a predicted model, not a curated record. NCBI's taxonomy places the organism in Eukaryota, Metazoa, Chordata, Actinopteri, Pleuronectiformes, Scophthalmidae. Bases 420 to 839 code for a protein of 139 amino acids. The transcript has 2 exons. Gene Ontology annotation, biological process: G protein-coupled receptor signaling pathway; feeding behavior.